AUGAUUUCAGUCUCAAACUCGGCGAAAAAGGCUGUGGCGCUCCAGAGGGGGCGGGGCCAGGACCGGGAGACCACGCCCCCACCCGGGCCGCGCCUCACCGGGGGUCCUGGGACUGACCCCGAGACCGCCGAGACCGCCCUGCGCCACGGCCGCACCACAGGAAGGCUUUUUCCAGUGUACUGGAGCGAGGCCGACGCCACGGGCACCUACAGCUGCCCGCAGUGCCGGCAGGCCUUCAGCCCCAAGCCCCACCUCUCCCGCAACACCAUGCUGGCCGAGGCCGUGGAGCAGCUGCGCACGUCGGCGGCCGUGCCGUGCGACAUGUGCACCGGGCAGAAGCAGCGGGCGGCGGUGAAGAGCUGCCUGGUGUGCAUGAGCUCGUACUGCGAGAGCUACCGCAAGCACCACCAGGGCCAGAAGUCGAUGCGGCAGCACGAGCUGAUCGGACCCACGGGCCAGCUGGCCCAGAAGAUCUGCACGGAGCACAAGUACCUGCAGGAGUUCUACUGCCGGCCCUGCGGGCGCUUCGUGUGCUGGCUGUGCACCAGCAACCAGCACAAGGGCCACGAGUGUGUGUCGACCAAGGCUGAGCGCGUGGAGAAGCAGAAAGUUCUGACGGGGCUGCAGGCUGAGAACCACCAGAGACUUCAGGAGAGAGAGAGGGAGUUGAAGGAGAUGAACAGAAUGAUGGAGAUCAUGAAGCACUCGGCGGAGCGCGUGCGCACCGACGCGGAGCUGGUGCUCUCGGAGCUGCGCUGCUCGGUGGAGCGGCUGCAGACGCUGGUGGAGACCAUGCUGGAGCGGGCAGAGCUGGACAAGAUGGCGGAGGCCCGCGAGGUGGCCGACAGCCUGGCGGCUGAGGUCAAGGAGCGCAAGAGGCGCGAGGAGGAGAUGAAGGAUCUGGUGCGCUGCGAGGACCACAUCCACUACCUCCAGACGUGUGAGGAGCUGACCAGCCCUCUGGAGCUGGAGGAGCUGCCGGGCGUGCUGGUGAACCUGGAGGCCUCCUUCGACCCGGCGAGAGAGGCCAUCCUGGACCUCAGGGAGCACGUGGAGGACCUGUGCAACGCAGAGCUGGGGAAGAUAACCAAGAAAGUAAACGACACAAGCCUGUUCACGCUAGAGGGAAGCAACUCUAACCGCGGUGCAAAAGGAGGCUUUCUCAGAUUGUUUUCAGGUCUAGGCGCCCGCACUGCGACCAGUCGUCCAACAGCGACCUCCCCGAGCGUGUCAGUAGGGGUCCGGACGCCGGACAGGAGAGGAAUUGGAUUAGAUGUGAGGGGUAGGGACCCACCACGAGGAAGCUCCCCCAGGCCCCAGGACGGACCGAGAAGAGAAAACCGGGGAUUAGAAAGCAGCGAGGGAGAGCAACAGCAGGCGGCCCAGCCCGCGGCCCAGUCCGACUCUGAGCCGCCCGCCGCCGCCACCGCCGCCGUCCCCCCGGCUCCCGUCCCGGCCCCCGUCCGGGCAGCCAGCCCGGCCCAGGCCAUCGCUGGAUCCUUCAGCCGGAUGUCCUCCAUCAGCAGCCUCUUCCGCUCCCAUCGCCGUGGCAACGCCAGGGCCACCCCUGUGCCGGACGCGACCCAUCCAGCCAGCGGUCGCAGCGGUCCGUCGAUCAGAGGCGGGAACCCAUGGGGAAUAGGCACUCUGUCUGAAACGCUGACAGAAGUUAACCCCGGCCUGUUCUUGGAUUCACCCUCCCCAGACUUCAUGCCGAACGACGCCCAAGUGUUCCCAGCAUUGAGGGAGAUCAACCUGGACAGCAUCCAGGCACCUGAACCCAGAGGCAGAGAGGAGUUCCUUCAGUACGCCGUCCAGCUGACCCUCGACCCCGACACGGCGCACCGGCGGCUGGCGCUCUCCGACGGCGACACCAAGGCCACCCUGCAGGCGGUCGCCGCGCCCGCCGCCGACAACCCGCAGCGCUUCGACGGCUGGACCCAGGCGCUGAGCCGCGGCCUGCUGGGCGGCGGCGGCCGCAGCUACUGGGAGGUGGAGUGGCGGGGGCGGGGCUCCUCGGUGGGCGUGGCCUACGGCUCGCUGGCCCGCAAGGGCGGCGACGGCCAGGCCGGCUUGGGCUACAACGCGCGCUCCUGGAGCCUGGAGCUGUCGGACACGCGCUGCGUGGCCAUGCACGACAACGAGAGGCGGGACAUCGCCGUGGGCUACUCGCCGCGCGUGGGCGUGUUCCUGGACCCGGCGGCGGGCACGCUGGGCUUCUACAGCGUGGCCGACGGCAUGAGCCACCUGCCGCUGUACGCCGCGGUCGGGGUGGGCGUGGGCGUGGGGAUGGACUUCGCCCCGGGACAGUUCAGCAGCAGCGCCGACAGCGUCAAGCUCUGUCCCAUGUGA
Messenger RNA from Gadus chalcogrammus (walleye pollock), 2352 nucleotides. Its product is annotated as tripartite motif-containing protein 16-like. Gene Ontology annotation, molecular function: protein binding; zinc ion binding. The record is from RefSeq and is a predicted model, not a curated record. Lineage: Eukaryota; Metazoa; Chordata; Actinopteri; Gadiformes; Gadidae.